CCGCCUGCCGAGCCUGGCUGCAGGCGGAGGAAGGUUCUCGCUGCCUGGGCUCUCGCUAACCGCAUCCCUCUCUCUGCCCGUGUGACCUGGAGCGAGCGUCCAGCACCAGAGCUGGUCAUUUCUGAGAAACACGGGCAGGGAGCGCCCUUGUCAGUCAUCCUCGUGCCAGGCAGGGUAAGUGUUGAAUAAGCACAUAUCAUUAUACAAGCAUGGAUGAAGAGCCUGAGAGAACUAAGCGGUGGGAAGGAGGCUACGAGAGAACCUGGGAAAUUCUUAAAGAAGAUGAAAGUGGAUCACUUAAAGCCACGAUAGAAGACAUUCUCUUCAAGGCAAAGAGGAAAAGAGUGUUUGAGCACCAUGGACAGGUCCGACUUGGAAUGAUGCGCCACCUGUAUGUGGUAGUAGACGGCUCCAGAACAAUGGAGGAUCAAGAUUUAAAGCCCAAUAGGCUGACUUGCACUUUAAAGUUGUUGGAAUACUUUGUAGAAGAAUAUUUUGAUCAAAAUCCUAUUAGUCAGAUUGGAAUAAUUAUAACUAAGAGUAAAAGAGCUGAAAAACUGACUGAACUCUCAGGAAACCCAAGGAAACACAUAGCAUCUUUGAAGAAGGCUGUUGAUACGACCUGCAGUGGAGAACCGUCUCUCUAUAAUUCCUUAAGCAUGGCUAUGCAAACCCUGAAACAUAUGCCUGGACAUACAAGUAGAGAAGUACUAAUCAUCUUUAGCAGCCUGACAACCUGUGAUCCGUCUAAUAUUUAUGAUCUCAUCAAGACCCUGAAGGCAGCUAAAAUCAGAGUGUCUGUUAUUGGAUUGUCUGCAGAGGUUCGAGUUUGCACUGUCCUUGCUCGUGAAACUGGUGGCACAUACCAUGUUAUUUUAGAUGAAACCCAUUACAAAGAGUUGUUAACACAUCAUGUUAGCCCUCCUCCUGCCAGCUCAAGCUCCGAAUGCUCACUCAUUCGUAUGGGAUUUCCUCAGCAUACCAUUGCUUCUUUGUCUGAUCAGGAUGCAAAACCAUCCUUUAGCAUGGCGCAUUUGGAUAAUAGCACUGAGCCAGGACUUACAUUGGGAGGCUAUUUCUGCCCACAGUGUCGGGCAAAGUACUGUGAGCUUCCUGUUGAAUGUAAAAUAUGUGGUCUUACUUUGGUGUCUGCUCCUCACUUGGCACGAUCUUACCAUCAUUUAUUUCCUUUGGAUGCUUUUCAAGAAAUUUCCCUAGAAGAACAUAAUGGAGAAAGGUUUUGUUAUGGAUGUCAGGGGGAAUUGAAAGACCAACAUGUCUAUGUUUGCACAGUGUGCCAAAACGUUUUCUGUGUGGAUUGUGAUGUUUUUGUUCAUGACUCUCUCCAUUGUUGUCCUGGCUGUAUUCAUAAGAUCCCAACUCCUGCAGGUAUUUGAUUCCAACAUGUAGGACACACACUGAGUGGGUUAAGAAAGCUUGUAACUUAAAUAAAAUGAUUCUUUGAAUAAAUCGAUUCUCUAAUUAAAACAUGAAAACACUUUGAAAGAAGAAUCUGACUUCAGAAACUUUUCUAUGAAAGAAUAUUUUUAUUUAUAUUCUAUCAAAAAUAUGCAUAUAAAUUCAAUUAAUUUUGUUUUAUUUUGAGUCAUAGUUUCAGUUUAACUCAGUAAUUAUAUUAAUUACAGUGACUAAAUUGAUGUCAUAGCCUCAAUUUUUGUUUUUAGAUUUUUAUUUAAAUGCUUAUGUAAGUGUAUACAUGAGUUUAUGUUCAUCAUAAUGUGUGUAGAUGCCCACAGGGGUCAGAAGAAGGGUCAGAUCUCCUGGAACUGGAGUUAAAAGGCAUCUGUAAACUGCCCAGUGUGGGUACUGGGAACCGAACCCAGGUCCUGUGCAAGAGCAGCAAGUGCUUUAAUCACUGAGCCAUUUCUCCAGCUCCAGAGGAUGUUCUUUAAGAAAAAAAAAAGCAUGCACACACACACACACACACACACACACACACACACACACACACACGUGUUCAGAGUCAUUCCAAAUGUACCAAGGUAAUUAAUGUUUCAGGAUUCCUAUUCAUUGAGACUAGACUCAGAGGUUCUUUUUUUUUAAAUUUAUUUUGUUUUAUGUUAUAUUGUUUUAUAUUGGGUUUUGCCUGUAUAUAUAUAUGUCUGAGUGAGGGUAUCAGAAGCCCUGGAACUGGAGUUACAGACAGGUGUGAACUUCCAUGUGGGUGCUGGGAAUUUGUGGUGGUUUGAAAGAAAAUGGCCCCCAAAGGGAGUGGCACUAUUAGGAGGUAUGGCCUUGUUUGAGUAGGUGUGGCCUUGUUUGAGUAGGUGUGGCCUUGUUUGAGUAGGUGUGGCCUUGUUAGAGGAAGUGUGUCACUGUGGAGGUGGGCUUUGAGGUCUCAUAUAUGCUUGAGUCAUUUCCAGUGAGAUAGUUCACUUCCUGUUGCCUUUGGAUCAAGAUGUAAGGACUCUGAGUUCCAGCACAAUGUCUGCCUGUGUACUGCCACCCCCCCAUGAUGAUAAUGGACUAAACCUCUGAACUGUAAGCCAGCCCCAAUUAAAUGUUUUCUUUAUAAGCGUUA
Alexandromys fortis (reed vole) is the source of this 2542-nucleotide messenger RNA. RefSeq names its product GTF2H2 family member C (gene Gtf2h2c). NCBI's taxonomy places the organism in Eukaryota, Metazoa, Chordata, Mammalia, Rodentia, Cricetidae. Gene Ontology annotation, molecular function: zinc ion binding. The coding region runs from base 210 to 1397 and encodes 395 amino acids. Gene Ontology annotation, biological process: DNA-templated transcription; nucleotide-excision repair; regulation of transcription by RNA polymerase II. Gene Ontology annotation, cellular component: transcription factor TFIIH core complex; transcription factor TFIIH holo complex. The transcript has 16 exons. The record is from RefSeq and is a predicted model, not a curated record.